AUGGGGCGAAAGAAGAAAGGCGGCGGCGACGGCGCGCCAAAUCCCGCCUCCGCGGACGCGGAGUGGGAGGACGAACUCACGGCGCUGCAGGCCAUCUACGAGGACGACUUCGCGUUCGACGAGCGCGAGCGAAGGCAGUUUCGCAUCGUCGUGACGCCGCCGUCGGACGCGUCGCCGCCGUCGAGCCCCGCGCGCGCAUCGCCCGCGUCGCUCCUCGCGACGACGACGACGACAUGCGAGAAGAGCGCCGUCCGCGCGGUCAUGGUCGUGAAGCACGCGCACGGGUACCCGAGGAAACCGCCCGUCGUGAGCCUCGACGCGGAGGAGAGCGUCGGGAUCUCGCCGAGCGCGUUGCGCGCGCUGGAGCGCGCGCUCGCGGCGCAAGCGAACGACCUCGCGCGCGAGGGCGAAGUCAUGGUGUUCAACCUCGCGGAGGCGCUGCGAGAGCGACUCGCGAGCGCGAUUGAGGACGAGAGCAGCCUGUGGGACGCGAUGAUGCACCGCGAGACGGACGCGCGGCCGGCGCCGCCGCCGGCGAACGCGUCGGCGGGGGCGGCGGCGGCGGCGGCGACGCCCGCAGCGCUCGAACGCGAAGACGACGACGACGACGACGACGACGACGACGACGUCGAGGCGUACGGCGAGGCGUUCGACGACGACGACGACGACGACUGGGAAGAAGUCGCCGCGGCCGCCGCGACCGCCGCGUUGGGCGGCGACGGCGGCGGCGGCGGCGGCGGCGGGCUCGGCGGGCUCCCGCGCGUCGCCGCGCCGCGGGCGCGUCGGACGCGGUCGACGAAGACGACGAGGACGACGCCCGCGCCCGCGGGGGACGUCGACGUCGACGUCGACGAGCGCGCGGCGCCCGGCGCGACGACGACGACGACGACGACGACGACGUUGAAGAAGAGUAAGAGCGUCCCGGUCGAGCGGACGAGACCGUCCGCGCCCGCGGUGUCGCCCGGCCGAGGCGCGAAGAGCGACGCGUCGUCCGAGAGCGAAGAGAGCCAGAUGGAGGAGAGCGACUCGAGCGACUCGGGCGACUCUUCGGGGUCCGAGUCGGCGGAGGACUCGCAGGACGCGAGGGACUGGCUCGCGAUGGACGCCGCGUCCGCGUCCGACGGACGUCGUCGAGGCGCGCGCGAGGCUGCGUUCUCUUCCUCCGUCGGCGGGUCGUCCUCCGACCUCGUCGACUCGCUCGUUCGCGGGCUCUCGUUCUUGGGCAGCGCCGUGCACUCGUUCGGCGACGCGAGAGAUGAGGAAGACGACGACGACGACGACGACGACGGAUGGAUGCGCGACGACGACGGCGACGACGACGCCGACGUCGUCGGCGGACGAAAGAAAAAGGGCGGCGUCCCCGGACGGAGGCGCGAGCAGAUGCUCCACCUCCUCGUCGGCCACCUCCUCUCGCUGCUGUGCGAACGCGACGGCCCGCUGCCUCACGCGCUUCCCGCGCUCGCGGCGCAGUUACGCGCGUGCGGCGUCAUCCCGCGGUGGCUGCGCGAGGUGCUUCUGCACCGUCCGCGGCAUUUUCACCGCGCGUUCAGGAGGGCGUUCGACGCGGAGGAUCGCGCGGCGGCCGCGAGCGUGGACGCGGCGAAUCCGGCGUUCGCGUGGGCGGCGUCGAAAUUUUGGCUCGGGGGAGAGAACGUCAACGUUAAUAACGUCAACGUCAACGCGGCGACGAAGCGCGUCGUCGGAGCGCCCGCCGGGGCUGGGUUCGCCGCGCCGCCGCCGUCGAGCCCCGGGAAGAGUCGGCUGUCCUCCGUCGUCGCGGCGGCGGCGGACCGCGCGGGCGGGGCGGGCGGGUCGCGACCGACCGACCAACCCCAGCCCGCGCUGCCGCCGUCUCGGUACGCGCUCGACUUUCAAGAGAUUCGACAGCUCGGCCGCGGCGCGUUCGGAAGGGUCGUGCUCGCGGUGAAUCGUCUCGACGGGCGCGAGUACGCGAUCAAAAAAGUGCGCAUGGCGACGCGGGGCGGGAACCCGGUCUCUCCCGCGGCCGCGGCGAGGGUGCUGCGAGAGGUGGCGACGCUCUCGAGGCUCGAGCACGACGCGGUGGUGCGGUACAACCAGGCGUGGAUGGAGGAGGCGAGCGAACCCGUCGCCGGCGCGCGGCGGAAGAACCGCGACCGCGGCGGUCGCGCGCUCAGUGUUGACAGCGGCGGCGGGACGUCCACGGACGAGGCCGCGGCGUGGGGUGUCACGGAGACGACGGACGGGGACGGGGGGACGACGACGACGACGACGAUGACGACCCCGGGCGGGUCGCGGCAUCUCUCGCGGUCGGCGGCGGCGGCGGGCGCCGGAGGCGGCGAGUCGGCGUCCGCGACGACGCGAGUGAUGUGGCUCCACAUUCAGAUGGAAUACUGCACGCGGACGCUGCGCGACGUCUUAGACCGCGAGGCGGCGACGAACGCGCCGAUCGACGAGGAGCGCGCGUGGGCGUGGGGACGGCAGAUCUUAGAAGGCCUCGCGCACAUCCACGCGCAGGGGAUCGCGCACCGGGAUCUCAAGCCUGGCAACAUUUUCGUGGACGCGCGCGGGAGGUUAAAAAUCGGCGACUUCGGGCUCGCGAAGUUCGACGCCGGGAAAGGCGACAACGACGACGAGGACGACGCUGACGAGGACGACGACGACGGUAAGGUUAGCGGCGAGGACGGCGUCGACGUCGACGACGCGGACGCCACGGGCGCGGUCGGGACGUAUCUGUACACCGCCCCGGAGGUGGACGCGGGUUCGUUCCGGCGGAGCGGCAAGGUUGACCUCUUCAGCGCGGGCGUGGUGUUUUACGAGAUGUUACGGCGGUUCUCGACCGGGAUGGAGCGCGCGGUGGAGUUAAACGCGCUUCGCGCGCCGCCAGUGCCGGGGAAGAGCGGCAAGGAGCGUCUGCCCGCGGACUUCCGGGCGAAAUACCCGGCGCAGAGCGCCCUGGUCACCGCGUUGCUGUCGCCGGAUCCGAACGAGCGCCCGUCCGCGACGGAGGUUCUCAAGAGCGGGUUCCUUCCCCCGAAAGGCGGCGACGAGGCCCUGGAGGAAGUCUUGACCGCGGUCGAGAAAGGCGGCGCGGAGCACGACCGCGUCGUCGAGCGGCUGCUCGGCGACGGCAGCGCGGGCGCGCGCGUCGCCGCGAGGGCGGCGGCGGCGGAGAGAGGCGCGCCGGAAGCCGUCGACGGCGCCGCCGGCGAGAAGAUGCUCGCGACGCUCCGCGCGGCGUUUCGAAGGCACGGCGCGUCGCCGCUGUCGUCGCGCGUGGUGUCGUGGGCGCGCGAGGGCGGCGGCGGCGGCGGCGGCGGCGGCGCGGCGGCGGGGGAGGAAGGGCACCGUCUCCUGACGCGAUCGGGCGCGCUCGUCGUCUUGCGACGCGAUUUACGCUCCGCGAUCGUGCGGCAGGUCGCCGCGGAGGAAGCGACGUCGCUGCGCGCGUGCUGCGUCGGGAUCACGUUCCGGUCCGGCGGGGGCGGCGGCGGGGAGAAGCCCGCGGGUCCCGACGGCGAGGGUAAAGUAAACGGCGGCCGCGGCGGACUCCCGCGCGAGCACGUCCAAGCCGACUUCGACGUCAUCGCCCCGAAGGACGGCGCGGACCCUUCGAUCGCGGAGGCGGAAUGCGUGAAAUGCGUCUGGGACGCGCUCGUCGAGCGCGGCCUCGAACCCAAGGUGACGCUGAACCAUCGCAAGGUGCUCGCAUCCGGGUGGGUCAAGACGGGGGUGCCUCCGGAGGCGAGGGCGCGCGUCGCCGCGAUGCUGCGUCGAUACGCCGCCGCCGCGGAGCCCGCGGAGACGCCGAGGGUCGUCGCGGGGCUGGCGUCCGUCGGGAAGCAGACCCCCGCGGUCGCGGCGAAGGUGGCGUCGCUGCACGCGCUCGCGUCGGACGACGCGCGCGCGGCGGUGGAGUACCUCCGAGACGCGUGGUCGGACGCGGAGGGCGCCGCCGCGAUGGCGAACGCGUUGCGGCACGUCGGCGACGUCGCGACGCACCUCGGCUCCAUGGGCGUCCCGGCCCACGCGAUCGCGUUGGCACCGUUUUUGCCUCCCCCGGAGAGCUACCACGCCGGCGCGUACUUCGAGAUCACGGUCCGGUCGACGGGGAAGCGCGUCUGCGUCGCCGCGGGCGGGAGGUACGACGGAUGGAUGCAAGCCGCGUGGACGGCGCGCGGCGCGGGCGCGGCCGCCGGCGCGCCCGCGCCCGGCGGCUGCGGCGUCUCCGUCGCCGUGCGCAAAGCUGCGACGCUCGCCGCGGCGGCCGUCGGCGGCAGCGCGGGCGGUUCGGCUUCGUCCUCGUCCUCCGCGGCCGCGACGGACGUGCUCGUGUGCGCGCGAGGAGGCGGCGGGUUACUCCACGAGCGCCUCGCGCUCGCGAGCGAUUUGUGGCGCGUCGGCGUGAGAGCGGAGACGACGCCUUCCCCCUCGCCGAGCGCGACGGAGCAGUACCAGCACGCGAACGCCAGAGGCGCGCGGUGGAUGGUCACGAUCGAUCACUCGCUGUUGAUCGCGGGCGAGCGCGUGCGCGUGAAGUCGUUGACCGGGGGCGGGGGGUUCGGAAGAGGCGCGGAGAGGGACGUCCCGAGGGACGAAGUCGUCGAGGUGCUGCGCGGGGCGCUGUCGAAGACGCGCCGGCGGGAGGAGUGA
Messenger RNA from Micromonas pusilla CCMP1545, 4632 nucleotides. RefSeq lists its product as uncharacterized. The record is from RefSeq and is a predicted model, not a curated record. Gene Ontology annotation, molecular function: ATP binding; protein binding; eukaryotic translation initiation factor 2alpha kinase activity. Gene Ontology annotation, cellular component: cytoplasm; nucleus; cytosol. Gene Ontology annotation, biological process: protein phosphorylation. The transcript has a single exon. NCBI's taxonomy places the organism in Eukaryota, Viridiplantae, Chlorophyta, Mamiellophyceae, Mamiellales, Mamiellaceae. Bases 1 to 4632 code for a protein of 1543 amino acids.